AUGGCAGAAGUAGAACAAAAGGAACGAGAGAUAAAAAAUGCACCUAGCUUUUUAAAAGCAAACAUCUGGGAACAUUUUGGCUUUUAUGAAAAAAGUAGGAAGCACGAAUUGGACAAGUCAUACGCUGUGUGUAAAAUCUGUCACACAAAAAUUAAAUAUCUAGGGAAUACUACUAAUCUGAGAAACCACGUCAGCCGUUUUCACCCAGAAAUGCUAAAACCUACCACCACCACCACCACCACCAAGGAAAUGAACCCAGAUCAGCCAAGAAUUGAUGCAAUGUUACAGUCAACUUUGCCACCCAACUCUGAAAAGGUAAAGAGAAUAACAAAAGCUGUGGCAGCUUUCAUAGCGAAGGACCUGCGCCCUUACUCUGUUGUGGAAAACAGUGGGUUUCGCUACCUUUUGAAGACGAUAGAGCCGCGUUACAAGAUCCCGUCACGAAGUCACUUUACAGAAAACGUCAUACCUGCACUCUACCACGAAACCAAAGCUAAGAUAAUUGCAUCAAUGAGCCAAGCAAGUCGAGUCGCAAUAACGUGCGAUUCCUGGACUUCAGUCACGACAGAGUCUUAUGUUACAAUAACAGCACAUUACGUUAGUAAGGACUGGCAGAUUUUGUCGCAUGUACUGCAAACGAGAGCCAUUUAUGAGUCUCACACGGGUGCUCAUCUGGCAGAGCUACUUUCUCAUGUUGUGGAAGAAUGGCAGCUGUCCGAUAAAUCUGUAGUGCUUGUGACCGACAACGCGUCAAACAUGAUAGUUGCAGCUCAAGUUGGAAAAUUCCCCCAUGUGAAAUGCUUCGCCCAUACACUGAAUCUUGCAUCCCAGCGAGCGUUGAAAGUGGCCACUCUCUCUAGGCUUCUUGGCAGAGUACGUCGGAUAUCCACAUUCUUUCACCGCAGCACUAGAGCAAGCCACUGUCUAAAAGAGAAACAGAAAUGUCUUGGCCUGAAGAAUCAUAAGCUGAUAACUGAUGUGGCAACAAGAUGGAACAGUGCAUACGACAUGGUCGAGAGGUUCUUGGAACAACAACCUGCAGUCUGUGCCACCUUGCUGUCUCCAGAAGUCAGAAGAGGAGAGUCCGAUCUCUGCACUCUAAACGAAACAGAUGUGUCAAAUGCAGAGGACGCCGUGAGUGCAUUAAAGCCAAUGAAGGAUGCAACCAUGCUGAUGUCAGAAGAGCGCAAUCCAACAGUUUCUCUCAUUGCCCCUAUAAAUGCACAACUUCUCCAGAGCAUGACAGACACGAUGGGAGACACACCCAUGAUCCAUGAGAUCAAGAAUUCUAUUAGAACAGAUCUCCAGAAGAGGUACAGCAGUGAGGCCGAGAAGAAGAUCCUUCAUACAGCCUCUGCACUGGAUCCUCGCUUUAAGGGACUGCCUUUCAUCCUCACAGAUGAAGAAAGAUUGGAGAUAUUUAAAGGAGUCACUGAGGAAGCUGCAUCCUUGGAGAUUACAUCAGAUGAGAGUGAGAGGACACAAGAGGAUCAUCAAGUGCCUAGAAGAAAACAAACUCUGGAAGAAGAGGACAGUUCACCCAUCGAAGACAACCAUUCUGAAUCUCCACCAUCUCCUCCCAAAAAGGCCAGAUCGCUGCUCGUGAGUUUGCUGGGACAGUCUUUCACUGACACUGAAGGUACAAUAGAACCCAAAAAGACCCCCUAUGCCAAGGCUGAAGAGGAAAUGGAAAACUAUUGUAAAGCCCCACCUCUGCCUCUCACUGAGGACCCUUUGAACUGGUGGCGUGAGCAUGAGGUCAUAUUUCCCCUCCUUUCUCGGCUGUCAAAGCAAUACUUGUGUAUCCCAGGUACAAGUGUGUCUGCAGAGCGGGUUUUCUCCACUGCAGGAGAUGUGAUUCAGUUGAAAAUGUAUUCUGUCAAGGAUUUUCCAGCUUCCUCUAAUGGUGGCAUGGCUUGGCUUCAGUUGAUGUAUCGUGGUAGAGUGCUUGCUGAGUGCUCAGUGCAGAGGACACAGGGCAGCAUAGGGCUGCCCUGGUCUCUCAGUGGAGCGAGUGCCGGGGUCGAAAUGGCGUCCCCGGCUACCUCCAGACUCCCCCCAGAAGACAAGUGGAACCGGGCUCAACCUGCAGCUCCGGCGGCCUACCAGUUCCAGGGUCACCUACUCCUGCCCUCUACCCAGAUCACUGCCACUCCUUGUGCCAGCUGA
Messenger RNA from Bufo gargarizans (Asiatic toad), 2169 nucleotides. Its product is annotated as E3 SUMO-protein ligase ZBED1-like. The transcript has 4 exons. The record is from RefSeq and is a predicted model, not a curated record. NCBI's taxonomy places the organism in Eukaryota, Metazoa, Chordata, Amphibia, Anura, Bufonidae. Gene Ontology annotation, molecular function: DNA binding; protein dimerization activity. The coding region runs from base 1 to 2169 and encodes 722 amino acids.